AGUUGUCAUAGGGGGCUUCCAUAAGAUGUAUGGUAGGGCCCCCCCAACCCAGUGGUGAGCCAUCUGGCCCACUGACACAUCAGGUUCCUACGGUUGCUAUAGCAACUGCUGUGAACCUGGCAAAAUGAUGACAGUUCGUUCCCACAUGGUGUCGGAGGCCUGGAGUCAGCAGAAUUAGGUCCUUCUUGGGGCUCCAAGGGAGAAGCUGUCCUGUGCCUUUCUUCUGGCUUCUGGUAGUGGCAGGUGACUUGGUGUUCCUUGGCUAUGGAACCCUCACUCCAGUUUCUGCCACAUGAGAUCAUCCUAUGACACGCUCCCUGAGUGUCUGUGUCCAGGUUUCCCAGCCAUAGAUUUCGGGUAUGCCUUAACCCAGUAGAACUCAUCCUGUCUUGUUUGCAUAGAUCUUACAAAUAGAGAAAGGCGUGGUCACAGUGCCAGGCGUGAGGACUGGGAUGGAGCUUAUAGGGACCAUGUGCACAGCUCAUGCACAGUGAGGAGCAGAUGGGGCUCCCCCCGCCCCGGUACAGCACUCAGUCUGUUCCCCCAGGACAGUGCAAGAAGAGGCAAGUCCAGAUUAGGGGUAGGAUGGAGGAUGUCAGACGUACACUCUGGUCUCUUGUACCCAUGACUAACACUUUCCUAGGAGUUAGGUGACCUUCAGGGAGCUAGGGACCUGCUCUAGUUGUGCCUGUGGCAGAGGAAGGGGAGGUAAGAGUUGCAGCCCCUAGAGGAGUCAGGAAAGCUGGGGGGCAGUUCAUAAUAGACUUUCCCACAAAGCCCAGAGUCUGUAAGUUGGAACAGCUUGAGGCCUCUGAAAAUGGUCCCAAUGGGCAAUGUUAGAAGGAGACUCCAGGUCCCUGUUCUCCCCUGGCCAAGAGGGAAUCCCCCAUUUCCCUUCUCUGCCUCCCCAUAAGACAUGACCCCUCCUCUACCAACCCUGAGUCAGCAAGAACUUAGAUCCUAGCCAAGCCCUUUUAACAUUCUCUUUCUCUUACUCUCUCCUUUCCUUCCCCUCCCCCUCCCUCACGUGAGUGUGUGUUUUGCCAAAAUGGUCCCACCCCUUCCCUCACCCUCCAUGGGUGUCUCUGCACUGCUUGCAUGCCCGUCUGGGGGUUGUGGAGGCCAGAAGAGGGCAUUGGAUUCUGUCAGAAACGGGCUACAAGUGGUAGGGAGCCUCCGAGGCCGUGCUAGGACUUGAGUCUGGGUCCUCUGAGCUAUCUCUCCAGUCCCGUGUGUCUCUUCCUUCCGUGCUGCCCAUCCUUCCUUCUUCCACUUUUGUUGUCCACCACACACCAGUGCUUUUCUAGAUUCCGUGGAUUCAGACGCCAACUAGACAGAUGGGCCUUGCCUCAGUGGGAUUCAACAUAGCCAAAAAACAAACAAACAAACAAAAAAACCAGUGUGGGCAAGUGCUUCAGGGCAGGGUGGGUACAUCAGAGGGGCAGUGUCCUCAGUGGGGAGGGGUGUCAGUCAACUAGGUGAUGUGACUGAACCAUGGAGGUAAGGGAAGCAGCCCUAACCGGGUGCCAUACGCAAUCAUCACCCAGGUGUGUGCUCAGGACCUGCCCAGCAAAGGCCAAACGAAGGCCUGUGUGGACCCAACAGAGCUAAGGAGGUCUGAGACCAGCCGAGUAGGAUAAGGAACUAGUCCUUGUUUUGUUUUCUUGGAAAAGUAUCUGUCGAGUGUCAGGGGCGUGACCACCUCAGGAGCAGAAUAGAAGGAAAAGCUUUUCUGUGAGAGAGAAAUGGUAACAGUCAGUGUGGGGGAGUCUGGGAGCAGGGAAGACUCCUCUGAGGUGAGGGCCCCAGAUGCUCAGGUAGGAUCAAGCGGGCUGUGUUUGAGGGCCUGGGGGGCGGGGGCGGGGCACACUGAGCAGAGUCAGUAGGGUGAGUGAGGUGAGGUCGCAGAGCGCAGGGUUUUCUGAGGGCAUGGUUAAGAGCACUAUUGGACUUUCGCAGAGGGGAACCCUGAUCAGUUGUGGGCCCUAUAAGCCCCCCAGAUGAAGACAGGACUAAGGACAAGGCAGGCAGCGGUUACCAAUGGGUACCCUCUCUUCUCAGACAACUCAGAAGAGCCAUGAGGCUGAGUCCAGUGCCCUGAUCUCUCUGAGUCUCCUGUUGGGGGCGAACCCAGGACACCUGUCCCAGCCACUGCAGGUCACCAGUUCACAGGAUCAGGAGUCAGUUCGGUCUUGCAGCCUCUUGGAGAUGGGCUCAGAGUUCCUGCCUUUCUUUCACACUCACGAGCAGCCUCUGGACAUGGAGGAACUGGCCCAGCAGUGUGAAGUCAGCCCUGGACACAAAGAUGGCUGGAGCCCCAGAGAGGGUCUGUUCCUCGGGGAGUCGGCGCCACCCAGUGGCUUCUUCCCGUACUACCGCUCUCCGGAAGAGCAUCUCCCCAGCACCACCCCUCAAGGCUGUUGGUGUCUGGGCACCAGAGACCUCUUUCCCACAGUACAGGAUGGCUGCUGCAAGUCUGCCUUGGCAGGGCCAGACCUCCUGUCUGGGUUUUCACCCUUACCAGCCUGCUGCCAUUUCCUGGGAGGGGUCAUGUGUGACGGCAGCCAGGAUCUGCCUCUCUCCGGGGACCAUGCUCUUGGUGCUUCCGGAUUUGUACCAUAUUACAGAAGCCCGGAAGAAAGCCUUCACACCAGCCCGGAGCCUCCUUCCCCAGUGCUAGACGGCUUGAGCGAGUGACCUCAACCUGGGGCUGCCAGCCUGUGGAGGUGCCGCAGUGAAAGCAGCAGGGACUUCUGGGAAUGAACCUGCCAGUCGGUGAGGGACAAAGAGAACUGGAGAGGAGGACCCCACAAGUCAGUCCAUUUUCUCUGGGACCAGAGGUGGCCUGGUGCCCAGCCCUCAGACCUUUACUGUUUCUCCUCCUGAGGUGGGAAGAAGUCUUCUACUAUGAGAUCACAGUGAGGGGGGAAUCCUCUCUUUUUGUCACAGAGGUCCACAGGAAGAACCCACCCUUCUCCGCACAUAACUUUUCAGUGCCCAAUGACCUGAUCUUCCACUCUGGUGUCUCCCUCCAUGGGUCUGGGCUUGCCUUUCUCAUUGCAACAGAAGGGAGAGGCCUGUGCCACCCAGUGCCACCCGGGGCUGCUCCCAAAAAUCAACCAUCCUACCCCAUCUCUCCUACUUCAUUCUCCUGGGUGGGAAAUCUGUCUGAUGAGGUGUGGGGGUGGGUAUCACAAAAGUGGCUGCAGAGGGCUUCCUCCUGUGUCCCCCAUUUGAAUCGCAUCUUUCCUUCUGUAGCUUGUCACAAGCCUGGACACAGGGAGCAGGGGCCUCCUGGACAACUUGGAGGUACACACUCCCAAAGCUGGCUUUGUAAAUAAAUCCUGUUGGCAUGGGUGCCUUACA
Myodes glareolus (Bank vole) is the source of this 3366-nucleotide messenger RNA. NCBI's taxonomy places the organism in Eukaryota, Metazoa, Chordata, Mammalia, Rodentia, Cricetidae. The record is from RefSeq and is a predicted model, not a curated record.